UCUCGGCUUUUGCGAAGAUGCAGCUCAAACCGAUGGAGAUUAACCCGGAGAUGCUGAACAAAGUGCUGACAAGGCUCGGGGUCGCCGGCCAUUGGCGCUUCGCGGACGUGCUGGGACUGGAGGAGGAGUCUUUGGGCUCGGUGCCAGCACCUGCUUGCGCGCUGCUGCUGCUCUUUCCCCUCACGGCCCAGCAUGAGAACUUCAGGAAAAAACAGAUUGAAGAGCUGAAGGGACAAGAAGUCAGUCCUAAGGUGUACUUUAUGAAGCAGACCAUUGGCAACUCCUGUGGCACCAUCGGGCUUAUACAUGCAGUAGCCAAUAAUCAGGACAAACUGGAGUUUGAGGAUGGAUCGGUUCUGAAACAGUUUCUUUCUGAAACAGAGAAGUUGUCUCCGGAAGACAGAGCAAAAUGCUUUGAAAAGAAUGAGGCUAUCCAGGCUGCCCAUGAUGCUGUGGCCCAGGAGGGACAGUGCCGGGUAGAUGACAAAGUGAACUUUCAUUUUAUUCUGUUUAACAACGUGGAUGGCCACCUCUAUGAACUUGAUGGUCGGAUGCCUUUUCCGGUGAACCAUGGCGCCAGCUCAGAGGACUCGCUGCUGCAGGACGCCGCCAAGGUCUGCAGAGAAUUCACUGAGCGUGAGCAAGGCGAGGUCCGCUUCUCGGCCGUGGCGCUCUGCAAGGCGGCCUAAUGCCCAGUGCGGGCCCUUCGCUUUAUCCCCGUUCUCCCUCCAUGGUGAAAAGUAUAUCCCUUCCUAUGCGGUCUACACUGCUUCAGUACCCGUAGAGCACAGCUGUCUCCUUGGGGUCUGCAGAUAAGCGCUUCCCCUCAGCCAUGCCCACGCCCCUUGCCGAGCUCAGCUGUCGAUGGAGCAAGUUGGAUGUUGGCCUCUGAUGGCAAAGCGUUCCCCUCACUGUGUGUCUUGUGCCUCAAUAUCUAAUGCUUUAACGGCUACUUUGGUUUGUGUCUGUGACUUUAAGGCCUUUGGAUGUGGUUU
Molecule: messenger RNA, 995 nt
Organism: Sus scrofa (pig)
Lineage: Eukaryota; Metazoa; Chordata; Mammalia; Artiodactyla; Suidae
Gene: UCHL1
Product: ubiquitin C-terminal hydrolase L1
Biological process (GO): protein deubiquitination; ubiquitin-dependent protein catabolic process
Cellular component (GO): cytoplasm
Molecular function (GO): cysteine-type deubiquitinase activity
Source: RefSeq, marked validated